Messenger RNA from Kalmanozyma brasiliensis GHG001, 894 nucleotides. RefSeq lists its product as uncharacterized. Lineage: Eukaryota; Fungi; Basidiomycota; Ustilaginomycetes; Ustilaginales. The record is from RefSeq and is a predicted model, not a curated record. The transcript has a single exon. Bases 1 to 894 code for a protein of 297 amino acids.
AUGCGGUUAGCCUCCCUGCUCGUUGCCAGCUUGGCACUUGCUGUCCACCUGACGCAGGCAGCUCCGCUGGCAGGUUCACUCGAAGACGUCGUGAGGGGGUUCACUUUUGCGCGCGCGCGCGAGUCAAUUCCAACGACUUCCGAAGUGGAUGCAGCUCGUGACCUUGCCGCUCCGUCGAUUCCGCCAGUGCCGGCGCAUGACGGGGUCGGUUCGCCUCAUGGAUCGCCCUUCGAAAGCGGUUCCUUGCCGGACUUACUUAUGUCGCCGGGCCAAGGUCCUGUUCAUUCGCUAGCAGCCCAAAUCGCCCGAGAGCUCAGCUUCUCGCCUCGUAUCGACGCUCUCUUCUUGAGCUUUUCGCCUCUCUACCGUCAAGUGACCGCCCGCUUCAAGCUACCGCAAGAAAUCGUCCACAUCCCUUCGCCUUGGCUCAAAGACGUCUACACACACAUGCUCAGCGUCCCGUCAGACAGGCGGAAGCCCGUCUUCAACCACGAGGAGCUCCCGAUCCCAGCUUCGAUCGUAUCGAGCUUUGAGUCUAACGAAAAGCACUUCCACUUUUCCCGAGUCGAUGCGUACCUUCUGCGUAUCUCACCCGAGUGGCUGGGAGUGAGCCAUGCGUCUGUACCGCUGGAGCUACUCGUACGGUUUCACAAGGAAAUGCAUUGGUACCAACAGCCGGUGCGCAACGUCAUCUCGUUCUGGAGCUCAGCCGACGGCGCAUCAAAGCUUGCUUUGCUCGGUACCUUUCGUAUCACCAAGCACGGCUUUGAGAACAUGAUCCGCGGUUUUCCGGGGGUGGAAAGGUUCGCUCUCGAAACGCGCGUCGAGACGAGCCCCGUCGUGCACACAGAUCUCUUUCUGGUGCGCAAGCGCUUGCCCGGCACGACGUCGUAG